Messenger RNA from Oncorhynchus gorbuscha (pink salmon), 7728 nucleotides. RefSeq lists its product as uncharacterized. The transcript has 20 exons. Gene Ontology annotation, biological process: regulation of apoptotic process. Gene Ontology annotation, molecular function: protein binding. The record is from RefSeq and is a predicted model, not a curated record. Bases 364 to 6927 code for a protein of 2187 amino acids. Lineage: Eukaryota; Metazoa; Chordata; Actinopteri; Salmoniformes; Salmonidae.
GAUGUUCCGAUUUCAGAACGAUUUAGAGCACAGUUGAAAAGUUAAUACGCGGAUUAUAAUGAACUAAUUAGACAAAUUAACGCAGUAAUUUUCAAUGCGUGAGAUAAAACGUGUGUCUCCCGGCCAAUGCUUGAGAGUUGGCAGCUCGGGGGAAGGCUAGGGCUACAGUAACAUAACCUAUACGGAGGCUAUGAUACCUCAAGUAAGUGGCACUCACAAAAAUAGCUUUACAUUGAAUUCUGAUGACAGGACCACCUGAGCAUAAAAGACAGAUGCUGGCACUAAGACCGCUGAGACUUCAAUAUUCCAAGGUACGAAGGCAGACAAAGUUUACAGAUAUGAAGCUGUAAGGGAACCCACAACAUGGCAAGCACACAGCAGUCUGCUUUUGAGUAUGUCCAAAAUGGCAGAGCUCUUCUUGAGGGUCACCUCCAGAAACCCUCCUUGGUCGUUGAUGAGUUUCGAAAGAAUAACAUCUUCAGCGAAAAACAAGUUAGAGAAAUUAAAUCCCAUAAAAAGAGGUCUGUCAAAACCAGAAAGAUGCUGGACAUGAUUAUCAAGAAAGGGGAAUAUGCCAGUUAUGAACUGUUAAAAAUAUUGUACAACACAAGGAACCAAACCUUACCAAAAACAAACCCUACCCAGAAUCAACCUCGCCACCCAGAUUUACAUCAAUGGAUCAGCUGCUUUUCGUUUACAGAUGACCCAGAUUUACAGAGUGGCCUCGUCUCUGAAUCAGGGCCUUGUGAGAGGUACAAAAGGCAGCUGCGAACAAAAGCUGUUGAGUUUCUUCACGCAAAAUGGGACCAGCACAUGCAUUUCCUCAAAGACAAGGCAAAAUGCAAACCCUUUACUUACAUUCCUGUCGUUUUGGACACCGACUCAAGUGAGCUGUCCAAAACUAAAAGCAAGUACAAAAAAGCACGCUCUAAGAAACUUAAGACUUACAUUCCAAGAGACAAGGGAAAACUGUCCCCUGGUCACUUACUGGAAAGCAGUGAGAAAAAGAUUCUACUUGUUGGUAAACCUGGCAUUGGAAAGACAACUGUUGUCCAGCAAGUUUUAAAUAUCUGGGCAGAGAAUGAGAAUCCUCAAGAGAGUUACAUGUUCUACUUUGAUGAGCCUUCGAUGAGAUCAAUGUCUCACUCUUCACAGCCCUCAUCCUUGAGGUCUCUGCUGUUUGAAAGAUACCUUAAGCCAGAGGAAGGCACAGAGGAUGUGGUGCUGUGUGAUAUUCAAAAUAAUUCAGAAAAUGUUAUCUUUGUGUUUGAUGGGAUCAUGGAUGUGAUUGGCAACCCCGUGCUAAAUAACAUUUUGGCAAAAGAACUUCUGUGUGAUGCCAAGAUUCUGACCACGUGCAGACCAGAGGCAGAAGACUGCGAAUUUUUAUCUGACUGGCCGUCUUACAGAGUGGAGGUCCAAGGAUUCAACAAUGAGUCCAUCCAUGCUUACUUAAAGUGGAUGUUAGGCACUGAGGAUGACUAUGUUUGUAGUGUUGCGAGCAACGAUGCACUAUUCAGUCUAUGCCAUGUCCCAAUGUACGCUUUCAUAGUGACUGCUUGUAUUUCAUUUAGUCCCUGUGAGGCUAAAAACCACCCAUGCACCAUAACAGAAAUGUAUGUGCGGAUCUUUCGUCAUUGCAUGAAAAGACAUGGUGACCAAAAUGUUGAGUAUCUGGAUAAGUACAUUCAUGACAAUAUGGGGAACAUCAAGAUUCUAGCUAUAAACUCUUUCCAAGCAUUACUUGCGAAAACCGUAAACUUGACAGAAAUGGAUUGCAAGGACAACAGUGUUCAACAUGCGUUCUUGACGUCCAGUUCAGCAAAGGAAUCGUCAACUGGCCAUUCGUUUGCUUUUCUCCACAACACGAUGCAGGAGUUUUGGGCUGCUCUUUUUCUGUUGAUGACACCUGGAAACAUCACCUCCGUCCUUCAACAGUGUCAGACAGAAGAAGGAAAGUACUUGAAGUACAUUGUGUCCUUCCUCUGUGGACUCUUGUCCAGUGACAUUGCUGAAUUGAUUAACUGUGUAGUGCCAGAGGACCAGAUAAGGGAAAUAUCUGACAUAUACCUUGAGAAAGUCAUUGACACCUUCCUCGGGCCUGCAAUACUACAGGGACAUGAUGAGUCCCAUACCGACUUGGAUGCUGAUCUCCUCUUCGUUUGCCAGUGCUUGUAUGAGCACCAGUCACCCGAAGCCUGUUCACUCCUUCUACAAAAAUUGGAGUAUGAGCUUGAUCUCAGUGGACAAUAUCUCGAUCCUCAACAGUGCUGUGCUGUGUCAUAUGUGAUCAACCAGUCCACAAACAAGAAUGUCUGUCUGUACCUGAUUGACUGCACUUUCUCUGAUCCAGGAUUGAGGCUGAUUCUGGGCUCUUUGAAAAAUCUUCAAUGUCUCAGAUUGGAUCCCACUACACAAUGUCAGGUGUGGAAAGCUGCUCUUCACUCAGGGAACCCGAGUGACUCUGAAGGCUUGCUAAGACUGUGUGAAUAUGAAAUUCACUUAAGGGUCAUGGAGAAACAGGACCAAAAGGUGUGGGAGAGAGUGGGAGAGGUCCUGAAGCACAAGAGACCAGAGAAGGUCAAACUCUGUCUACAUUUGGUUGACAACUCACUGCAUGCAGCUAAUUCCUUGGGAAAGAGCAUAUUUGACCAUUUGCCAAACGUUGAGGCUAUCAGGUUUGUUGAACCUGUUGAUCUGAGACGAUCAUUAGUGGCAUGGAAAAUGGAGGUGAGGUCAUUCCAGCAGGAUAUCUUGCUGCACGGGGCUCUGUACCAGAUGGAGACAGGACUGAACCGGGUAGAGGACCUGCAAGCAGUGCUUUGUCUGGCUAGCACAUAUUCUUUAGAGGAACAGAGCAAAUUCAUUUUGAGUUUGUACCAACAUAUAGGAAAAUAUGAGAAUGAUGAAGGUGUAGCAGUUCUACCAACAUUGCAGCCAGUUUUCAAGUCAUUUCCUGCAGUCUGGUACAUACACUUUGCUGAUACGAAGGCCUCUGUCCUCCUUGAUGUGAUGAAACUCCAAAACGUGAAGAAACCAGUGGAGCUGUGGUGGUCAAAUGAUGAGUGUGACAUGAGCCUCAUUCAUUGUUUGCCUUAUAUUUCACAGCUAAGGUUCAAUGACUGCAUUCUGAUCCAGUAUGAUGACACUAAAGGAACCAUUGAAGGCCUUUUGAAACUAUUCUGUUUUGCAAAGCAGCGUCAGCUUGAGACAGGAGAUGAGACACUGAGGAUGCUGUCGACGGUAUGCAGCUACUCAAACUUCCCUUUUGCGAGUGAUAACAAAGACGAACAGAGUGAUUUUCUGCUAGAUUUAUACUCCUCUGCAAAGUCGUUUGAACUUGAAUUGGAGGGCCAAAUUCUCCCAUCAUUGUUGACAGUCUUUCAGUCAGCUCAGCCUGCAGCCUGGGUCCUUGACCUCGGUACAGACAAGGCCUCCAUCCUAAUUGAGGUGCUGAAACUCCAAACACAGAAGAAACCAGUUAGACUGAAGGGCUGGCUAGAAACUGAUAAAAGCAAAAUAGAGAGUUUUCUUCGGUGCCUACCAUAUAUUUCACAACUGAGGAUUAUUCCUCAAGAUGAGAGUGAUACAGAGGUGAAGAUGCCUACACUGACGUCUGAGCAACUAAAGAGAUUCUUCCUUUUGCACCUGCUUGAUCAUGGAGAUCUGGACAACACUGAGACAGGACAGAGCUCUGUUGAGGAACUGCUGUCAGUUCUUGGGUUUGCUCAUUCAGACGACUCUCCAGAAAGGUGCUUGUUUCUGUUAGAUCUGUUCUCACAUGGGAAAGACUACGAGACUCAAACAGGCAGAAAAGUUUGUCACGCAUUACUUCCUGUUUAUCGGUCAGCCCCUGCAGUUUGGUCCAUAGACCUCUCGGAGAGAAAGGGCUUUCUAAGCUGUCAUGACCAGUUCCAGCUGUCUCUGUGGGGUGCACUCCCUGUCGGCUCAGAAUGGGAUGCACAGCUAGCCUCCUCACUCCUCCAGGCCCUAGACUACACCAUCACAUUGUCAGGGUGGUUGCCCACUGUAACCUGCAAGGCAGUAGGUGCAGUCCUAGGCCAAACUGCCCCUGGAGAAAAACUCAACGUCAGUCUCAUCCCAGAUAGUAUCUCAUUCCAAGGAGCUGCAUUACUCUUCAAGCAAGUGAAAGAGUUUCACAAACUUAAGGUAAACGAAAUGUCAACAGCAAAGCUGGCCAGAUUGGCAAGGUCAAUGACAUGCCGAAGACCAAUGGUCGUUGAGGAGCUGACUCUUGUCUUGUCUAGGCCAAUUCCAAAAGAAGGGGUGCAGUGUAGAGUGCUCAGUGGUUUAGCUUUACUCCUUAGAGUUUGGACUGUAAGGGUCUUAAAUCUGAUAGACUGUCCAAUCCAGGGUUUCCUUCUCACUACCUUGUUGUGUCAUCAGGGUCCACUCACUAUCAGGCAAGUUUCUAGAUCUUCUUCACACUUGAAAAAAUAUGGACUUUUGUUUUGUGAGGUGUGCUAUUGUUUUGAAAGAUGGGUUUGUGUAUGUUUCCAUGACAGACUGAGUAAGGAGACUCGGCAGCAGCUGGCUGUUGUGGUGUAUGAGGCUCAGGAUGAGGAACUGACCCAAUGCUUUCUGGAAAAGUCGGGUAGUGAUCUGUCUAACUGUACACUGGACUGGGAUGUGCUUCACUACCUGCUGAAGACCACCACACAACCCAUCACCAUCAACCCCAGGAGGAGCAGAAUCAGAGACCAAUACAUACCUUAUCUCCUCCCCUUGCUGAAGAAUGUUCACUUUCAAAGGACAAGCUCCCAGUUUGAGAGGACAGCUCUGAGAGAAAUACAUGAGCAACGUGCUGGUCACUUGGUGAACAGUUUAGUGAAGUCAUCAGAUGACUGGAUCGACUUGAACAACCUGGUUUUGAACCAUGAUGACUGUGAAGCGCUUCGUUUUGCCCUGCACUACAGUGACGGUGUCAAACUCAACUUGUUGUUGACCAUCCUUCCAAAGGAGGAAAUGGAGAGCAUUCUGACUCUUCUACACAGAGUCUCUGAGCUCAGGGUCGAAAGGAAACUAUUGCUGGAGCUGCUCCAUACCUGUGCAGGAUUGAGAAGGAGGAGAGGAGUGGCACCUGCACUCCUGACACUGCUGCAUCACAAACUGGACCUCUCCUGCUCCUUUGCCAUGGACCUGUUUGGGCAGGAGAAGACUGUUUUGAGCCUCAGUUUUGGAGACUGUAGGGUAAUCUCCGCGGCCAUCCAGGAAGCUGAUGGUGACACAGAGCUGAUCCUACACGACUGCCAUGUUGAGGAUGAAGGAAUAGAGGAGCUGUUUCAUGUUUUGCACAGGAUUCAUAUGAGCUUUGGAAAACCUCUUCUGCUGCAAAUCCUGCACUUGAUAUUUGUGGAGGAUUGCGACAGGUCAGUGAGGCUUGCUUCAUUACUCUCCAGAGCCCUAGAAAAGAAGGUGGACCUCAGUCAUAGCCCUUUAAACUCGAGGGCCUGUUCAACACUUGCCUUGGUUCUAGAACACUCGGAAGGGCUUUCCGAGCUGGACCUCAGUGACUGCCACCUCACUGACACACAACUGGACGUGCUGCUCCCACAUCUGCACAAAGUUCAAGUCCUGAAUCUUUGCAAUAAUGAAAUCACCGACAAAGGUGCUGUGAAACUUAACCUAUACAUGAUCGGCAAUAGCUUCACAGAAACUGUAUGGCUCUCCAGCAACAUGAUUACUGAGUUUGACAUCUUAUUGGCGGACAACCGCUACAAACUGUGGCCAGCUCAAGUGGAGCCUGGGUGGCACGAUCAGCGCGUUACUUCCCUGGGAUCUACCGCUGUGACAAAUGAGACCUCUAAAAAAAAACCCCUCUUUGAAGAAUUUGAUCCUGACAAAACAAUAACAGACAAGAUUACCUACAGGUUCCAGUGUGGGUCUCGUGGCAGGUUUCAGUGCAGAGCUACAGGGCUGGUUUUUGGGAUGAGGGGGGCAGGAAUUGUGGAGUACAGUGUGGUCCACUGGGACAGGGAUAUCCUUGCAAACACCAGCUAUGAGCCUGCAGGCCCCCUGUUUCAACUCAGGAGUCCAGAGGGACAUAUGUACCAACUACAUCUACCUCACUGCGAGGUUAAGGUGUCUGCAGCUGAGAACCUUCUUGUGGCCCACAUAUGCAGAAAGAACAGGGAGUUCUUAAUACCCAAGGUGACACACUCACACGUGAUUGUAAGCAUUAGUGGGCUUUCAAAUUAUGGAAAGGCUCGUAAAAAACAAUCCAACAGCAACCGUAUCCAAGGACAGGUGCUACUGUUCCUUGAGCCUGAAGCAACUCCAGAAGAGCAACGGCUCUGGGUGUUCCUGCUGCCCAGAGACAUGCCGCCAGACCAGGUGGAAAAUCAGCACAAAGAGUUCACAUUCAUUAAGACCAGCUCAUCCUGUAUGCUGACACCCACAGCCAAAUAUAGUGUGACUUCUGACCUCAAACAAGGCUUUCUUGUUCAACCCAAAAAGUACACUUUGCACAUUGCACAUUGCACAUACCAACACGCCACCUUUGAGGUCUUCUUGAACCGUAGUAUCACAGAACUCAAAAUGAAAAUUCUGGAGACAAAGCUAAAGACGAGGAAACGCUGGUGUCGCCGAGUGAUUCUCAACACACCACGGGAUAAUGCUGCUAAGAUAAAAAGAUUCAAUGAGCAGCAGUGGAUAAAGAACCUGUGUGACAUACUGAGAGAACUGUCAAAGGACGAAAUUAAGAAGCUUAAGUCAAUGAUGAGGAAUAAGGAACAAAAGCCAAUCCCCAAGAGUGCUCUGGAGGGACGAAAAAGCCCUGAAGAGCUUGCAGAGCUGAUGGUGGAGACCUGGGGGAUGCAUGACUCCAUCAAGGCCACCAAAGAGUUCAUGGAGAGACUGCCACGCAAUGACGUUCGAGUGACCUCCUUGCUGCAGCCAUUCUUGUAGCAUUUUGGCAAAGGGUGGGAGAUGAUGCAAGUGUGGUGGCUACCUGCAAAAAACUAUGGGAGUAUGCUUUUACAAGGUCCAAAACUCAGGGAAAAUCAAAUUCAUUGAAAUUGAUAUAAUGAACAGAGCAUUUAGAGAACAAAUAUAUUGUAUUGCAGUUGUCUUUAAUUUUGUAAACUUUUUGGGGGAAAAAUCAAGUUCAGUUGAACAAUAUAUUUUGAGAUUUUAUGUAUAUUUCUAGAUUUUAAAACUUUUUUUUAUUCACUGAAAUAUGUACAGUAUGACCAACGACAACCUUGUAGUUCAUUGUAUAUUUAUAUUUGUUAACUUUUUUUUCAACCACCAGAAUAAUAUGUAAAGUAUGACCAAUUACUUUUUCUACCUGUUUAAAUCUUGUUGUUGUCUCAUCCACACAUUUGGAUAAAACCAUGAAUCUAAUCCAUGGCCAAUUAUUGUUCUACCCUUUCACUGUCAUAACGGUACAAAUCGUUGCCGCAAAUCCUAAAACUAGUAUGUAUGAUUAUUGCUAUCCUCAUUUCAUCAGGAAAGACAAAAAUGCCAAAACCCUCAUCAUUAGUGUACUUGCUGUUAUUCCCUCUUAAUAGUCACAGUUUGCAUCACAUAGUAACCAAUUCUUGAUAUUAACCAAUCGCCUACACUGUUGUGCUUGUUUUUUAAUGUUUUUAUUAAAUGUGCUUUUCUAUGCAAUAAAGAUUAGGGUACACACUGAGCAAUAACCUAUAAUAUUGGUAGGCCUAAACCUAAUAUUUUGUUGAUUAAAUACAUUAUUUAGAUUGUAAA